Molecule: messenger RNA, 5988 nt
Organism: Pseudophryne corroboree (corroboree frog)
Lineage: Eukaryota; Metazoa; Chordata; Amphibia; Anura; Myobatrachidae
Gene: MAP1S
Product: microtubule associated protein 1S
Exons: 7
Coding region: 66-3986 (1306 amino acids)
Biological process (GO): axonogenesis; regulation of microtubule depolymerization; dendrite development
Cellular component (GO): cytosol; microtubule associated complex; dendrite
Molecular function (GO): microtubule binding; actin binding
Source: RefSeq, a predicted model, not a curated record
ACCUCCGCUGUCUACAUCACUCUCUCCGUGCAGCAGCAGCUGUGCGUGUUGAUGUCACAUACAAGAUGGCGGCGGCUCGGGUGGGUCCGGGGCAUCCUUGCUGCUCCAGUCUAGUGGUGUGUGGUGAAAUCUGCCGGGGGCCAGGGCUGGUCAAACGUGCGGUGAGCGAACUAAAAAGAGGUUUUUGCUCUUGGGACCUAGAUUCAUCUAUAUGUAAUUUGGAUGAUCAGCUGAAAUUAUUUGUAUCACGCCAUUCGGCCACAUUCUCCGCAGAGUUUAAAGGUCAAAAAAGUCUCCAUCAUGUAGGGGACACAUUAGAGACCUUAGUUCUGAUGAACCCUGCUAAGAAGUCAUUAUGUGAUGAGAUUCGUAACCUGAUCUGCCACUCCUCCAGCCACAAGCUGCUAAUAUUUACUGGCCCUUUUCUAGAAGAGACAGGGGAAAUGCUUUUGCAAGGUGGAGGAGGUUUCUCCAUUGAAGACUUCAUUCAUAUUUUUACAGACAUAAAGAUUGGGGAGGCAUUGAGCUCUUCUGACCCGACAGCCCGUGUCGGUCUGACAGUUUCUUGUCCUGAAGAUUGGGAUUUAUCGCAGUUGGACAAGUGCAGCCUACAAGAUUUUAUUGAGUUGCAGUUUAACAAAGGCCCAAUGCUGCCAGAGACGGAGGGCCUACAGGAGUUGGCAGAAUACCUCUCUGAAUCUCUUGAGCCCACUUCUCCCUUUGAACUAUUGGAAUCCCCCACAACUGUGGGAUUUUUGAAGUUAUUCAAACCAUGCUGCUAUGUCUUUCCUGGGGGCAGGGGUGACUCUGCCUUCUUUGCUGUCAAUGGGUUUAACAUGUUGGUGAAUGGAGGUUCUGAUACAAGAUCCCCAUUCUGGAAAUUAAUACGCCAUUUGGAUAGAGUGGAUUCCAUCCUUGUCACACACAUGGGCAUAGACAAUCUUCCUGGUAUCAAUAGUUUACUGCAAAGGAAGAUAGCAGAGGUAGAAGAGGACAUUAAUCAAGUUCCACAGCCCACUGAUGAGUGGUUAAAAAACUUUGUAUCUCCAGAGCUAGGAGUUGUGUUUUUGAACACAGCAGAGAAGCUGAUUGCUGAAGAUGAUUCCAGCAAUGUUCGGGUCAGAGAGGAAGCCACGCUCACAUUGCGAUAUUUAGAGAAGUUGGGUAUUCAACCGGAACCACUGUAUAGAAACAAUGGUGCAACUGUAGAGCCAACUAUUCUAUUCCAAAAGAUGGGGGUUGGCAGAUUAGAAAUGUACAUGCUAAACCCUGUGAAGGGAAGCAAAGAUCUGGAAGCUUUCACAAAGCAGUGGUCUGGAAAUGAGAAAAAAAAUGGAUCUAAUUUACCACUGACCUCUCUGACCUCUGGAUGUGCCCUACUUGUGUGGCAUCCAUCUGCACCUUCUGAGAAGAUUGUAAGAGUAUUGUUCCCAGGCUGCACCCCUCAGCAGAAAAUUCUUGAAGGUUUGGAUAAACUGAAACAUUUAGACUUUUUGAGAGAUCCUAUCAUAACACAAAAAGAUUUGGAGAUUAUGGGAAGUAAUCGCAUACAGAGAUUUGGUGCAAAACCAACCCGAACUGAGAGCAAAGAGAGCCUGGGAUCUGGUUCAGGAAAACUGAGUAGUGAGCGUAAAUUUGGACCAGUAAAAGAGAAGUCCUUGAAAAUCCAGAGAAAGGAAUUGAGACCAGAUGGAAAAGAUAAAAGCAAAACGGUUAUAGAAUCCACCAAGGUAUUUGCAGCAGAUCCAGACAAAUUAAAAGAGGGCAAAGGUAAAAUAGAAAGUUCAGCUGAAAGAAUGACACCUGACCCAAGACUGAAGACUACAAGAGAAAAAAUUGGUGUAAAGCGAGAUCAACCAAAGGAGGAGAGGAAACCACCUGCAAAAAGAGAGGAUAUUCAAUACGAAAAAAAGAAGGAAACGGUAAAACCAGAAAAUAGGAAGGAUUUGCGGCCCACUAUAAAUAAUGUUAGAGCAGAGACACCAAGGAAGGAUAUUAAAGAGGGCAGGGGAGAGGAAGCAAAGACAAAACUAGGGGGGAAAGACAUGAAGAAAGCAGCCAUUACACCUUCUGAUUCCAGAAGACCCAUUUCCAAAGUAGGAUCUCUAAAAAAGGAACUUGGAGGACUAAAAAAGGAUGUAGGUGCAGGUAGCAGAGUGGUGACCAAGGGCAAGCCUCCAAAGAAGGAGCAAGGAAGGGAAAUGAUCAGUGACCCCUUAGAAAAGAAUGUAGCCACAGAGAGUAGCAAUCCAGUUUCUGGUGCCUCUAUGAGUAAUGCUGAAGAGGCUGGUAAAAGUAUUGAGGCUGCUGCAUGUAGUGCUGCUGGUCGUAAUAAAUGUACUGAGAAUGGGUUAUGCUCAGUUGAGCCUGAGAGCCCAAAUGGCUUCCGUUAUAUGGAAACAAGUCCUCUCAAAGGCCUAGCACCUGUGUCCCCAUUAGCGAAAACACCUAAAAAUGAAAUUAGUAUGAAUUUUGACCUGACGCCCACAAACCUGGCGAUCCAAGAAAAAAGCAAACCUGGGCACCAUGGCCAGGACUUGCUGGAUGAACCCUGUGGAAGCACAAUAGAAAGGACUAUGGAGAUGGUAUCCCCUGUCAGUUCAGAGCAUCAUUCACUGGCCAUGGCGCAACAGAAAAAUUUAAACUCCUCCUCUUCCUCCUGGAGGGCUCCACCUAAAUCUUCUCAAGAAAAUUCAAAUUCCUCUCAGGGAAAACAGACAAGUUGUUUAUCCUUGAGUCCUUUUCGGGAAGAUUUACCUGAUGUCUCACCAACAAUCACCACUCCCUCUUUGCCUGCUGAAGUGGGCUCCCCACAUUCAACAGAGGUGGAUGAAUCCCUCUCUAUCUCUUCCUUUGAGCAGACACUCCCUCCAGUCAGUGAGUCUCCUAGAGAUGUCUCACCAGAGACGCAUAAUGCAAAUAGAAUGGGUCUGAGUUUACCUGUACGUCCUUCGCACUCCAGCGAACCUGAUGGACAAUAUGAAAGGUCAGCAUCUCCUCAUGAUGUUGACCUGUGCUUAGUAUCUCCAUGUGAGUUUGAACAUCCUAAAUCUGAUGCUGUAUUAAGCCCACGUGACAGUGACAGUGACCCUUCCCAGGAAUUGCCUAAGCCCCUAUGCUCUCCUGCAAAGAACUUUCCAAAUGGGUCCGAGACACCACCAACUUCAGUAAGUGAGUCUUUGCCAACAAUCUCUGACUCUGGACCCGAGGAGUGUCCUUCUAUUGCUGUUGAUGGAGCAUCAGAUUCUGAGGGGGACAACACUCCAAGACUUUUAGAUCCUGUUCCCCCACCUCUAAAGGACCCAAACCCUCUUCCACCUCAACCAGGGACCUGUAUGGUGGACCCGGAAGCCACGCCUAUGGAUCAUGGGGACAAAAAAACUGUAAACCACUCCUCACCCACUACCCUUCGUAGUAACGUCAUCAAAGCCAAAGGUACUGGAGAAAAAGUGGGCAAGAUUGCCUCAGGCAGAGCUGAAGUGUCUGAGAGAUCUCGUACUACAGCGGACUUCAGACCAGCUGCUGUCAGACGCAGUGUUGGUAGUGCAGUCAAAUCAAUUCCAACAGGAGGCCGUUUGUAUUCAGGAGCUUCUCCUUCCAGCAGAAACCCUCAGUCUAGCUCCCCUUCGCCUCCUGCUUUGCCAGUAUAUGUGGACCUUGCAUACCUGCCUGGCGGACCUGCUGCCCAGACAGUAGAGGAAGAGUUUUUUAGGCGGGUGCGAUCCUCAUUUUAUGUUAUUAGUGGGGAUGAUCCCGUGAAAGAAAAAUUCACCCGUAAGAUUCUGGAUUCCUUGCUGGCUGGAAAAAGUCAUUGGGCACAAGAAUUGCAGGCUACAUUGAUUCCAACGUUUGAGUCGACGGCAGUCCAUGGAUGGUAUGAAGAAACGCAUGCCCUUCAACAGACACUUGGUAUUACGGUGUUUGGCAGCACUAGCAGUGUGUCAAUGCAGGGAGAAACGUUCCCUGCCUGCAAAGUGGAGUUCUGAUCCUAUUCAUACCCUGCUAUCUAUAUGCACAUCUUGUAUUGUUUUGGAACAUUUUGAUACCAGGGUGCUUUUUAGAUUUUGGAUGGCCACUUAGUUUUUCAUUGCACAUGCUUUAUUAAUGGCAGAUGCUGCAGUCUUCAGAGGCGGGAGCAUGCACUUUCCUACCAAGUGGUCACCAGAAGACAUUACUUUCUCCUUUACUUGGCUACUAUAAUACCACUUUUGUUGGGAGUGAGGGAGAUGUGCACAAUUGAAGAUAAACUUUUUUUGCACUUUCACGCCAAUGCUCACCCCAUCUUAAUUUUCAUGUUAUUUUGCAGCUGCCAACCAUUGACUCUUUCCCACCACCUGACCAGGACACCAUGCUAACACUUCACUUUCUUAUGUUUACAGUUGAAUUUUCUUUUGUACAUGAGGGGUUAGUAAAUAAGGUUUGCUGUGUCCAGUGGUAUAUGAAAGCUCCACAACCGGUCACUAUCGGGUCACUUUCACUUUAAUGGCUCACCCAUUUCAAUGUAUCAUUAGGAUGAUUUUCCUAGAUGUUUGGGAUAAGUAUAAGCUUGUGGUUAAUAUCCCAUUCCAAACCUUAAGUGAAACUUUUACUCCCUGUAAAUGUGAUGGGUGAGUGUGUGUAGGUUCAAUACACCCUAAUUCAUCUGUUGGAUAUGUCUUGCACAAUAGAUUAGGGUUGGUUAAGAAGUAGCACUUUGGCUGUUAGAUUCACCUAGUUGUCAGCCACAUUUGCAAUAAUGUUGAGAAGGCUACUAUUUAACUGUCCUAGUCGGUUAAGCAGGGUACUGAUUCCGAAGUUGUCCGAGGAUCAUAGUAUUUUCAUGUGUGUUUUUUUAUUACUUUUUUUUUUAAUUUAAAUUAAUGACACUCCAGUAGUACUUUACAAUGAAUCCUAAAAUGUCUGAUCAGUUUUAAUAUCUGUACCGGUCAUUGCCUAUAUACUGUAGCAACCUAUUUAAUAGGCAAAGGUUUAUAGACUGUUAUAGAGACAAUUAUGAGACAUGUACAGUGGUGUGUAAAAAACACAUUUAGAUUCUGAUCCUCAUGAUCUAUGGUGCAGACAGUGUUUUAUUUAAUGCGUACCUGGUAUUGCUAUAUGCACAAACCAAGAAAAAUGUAGAAGUUUGCUCAUUACUUAAACAAAAAUCUCCUUUUGCCAUGAAAGAAAUGUAAUUUUGUAGUAGUGAUGCAGUAUGGCUUCUUGCACUAUGAUUCCAGUGAGGAGUUUUUUCUUCAGUAUACAAGGAGCUUGUCACGAGGGCUCUACAACGCUAGUCUUUGCAAGUGGGUUUUUGAUAUUUUUAGAGUACACCAGGAAUCCGUUAUGUUCUACACAUUCCAACUAAGGUCCAGUUUUGAACACUUCUCCCAUAUUGAUCCCUGCAUCCCAACCACCCCCUUCCCCCCAGAAAAAAAGGGGUAAGACUUCCCUUUAAGCUCAUCCUAAUACUGUAGAAGUUUUCAACUUAAUGCGUUCUAUGGUUUGAGGGCCAGUUUUUAAACUGUUGUUGGGCUCAAUAGACCCAAAAUUAAUCAGUCUAGCUGCAAUAUCUUAUGUGGUUGUAAUUUGUAUUUCCAUCUGUUUUGUAAAGUCUGCUAUGUCUGAACACUAAACAUUGUCCUCCUGUGAUAAAGGUUAUACUAGUAAAUUUGUUUUUUAAAUGUGUUAUUGUAAUGGUAAAUGAAGGAUUAUUACCUCAUACUUUCUCGCCACACACACAAUAUUAGGGAGGAUGGGGGUGGGGGGGGGGGGAGAGUCGGGUUCUUGGAAAUGCCUAGCAACUCAUGUUAGAGGUGCCAGUCGACCCCAAAAAGGAGCUUCAAAGGGGAUUUAAACCCACUGUCUUGUUUUCUGUCCAAUGACGAAGAUCAACAUCCAGCCCUGAGAGGGAAAGGGCAGAUUGUAUGGAUUAUGAGCCACCACGGGAAUUGUAUUGUGACUUCACAUAGCUUCUAGUAGUCAAGCAAAUUAAAAUCUGAUUUAAACAAG